AUGCCAGGAGAUGCACUAGAAAAUGCCCCCAAGAUGAUCAUUACCGACGAAGAUCCUGCUAUGACUAAAGCCAUUUCAGAAGCACUCCCACAAACAUUUCAUAGAUAUUGCAGUUGGCAUAUUCUUAAUAAAUUUUUUGAGAAGCUGCAAUUAAAUAUUGGGAUUCCUACCAAGACUUUCAUAGCUGCAUAUGGAAUUCAAUUUAAGAGGGGACUUCUUCACCAACGCCAUUCUGAGUUACAGGAGGAUCAUAUUAAUAUUGAUGAGAAGGAAAAAACUGUCAUGUCCCUUGACAUAGAAGAUCAUAUGGCCAAGGUUUAUACACGUAAACUAUUUUAUGAAGUUCAAGAACAGUUGAGAGAGAGCUUCAAAUAUAAACUUGAACUUGUGUUUGAAAAUGUCACUCAAGAACAGUUUAAGGUUAUACGAAAGAACAUUGAUACUUGUAAGUUUCGUGAACUUACUUACGAAAAGAAAUCUGAUUUUGCAUCAUGCAGCUGUAGAAAGUUUGACAGUGAAGGGCUCCCAUGUCGGCAUGUUUUGGCAUAUUUGAUUAAGAUCCAAGAUGUUGAUAAAUUGCCUAUUCAGUACAUCUUGAAGAGAUGGACUAAAGCUGCAAGACAGAGAGUUGUGUUAGAUUCUAAUGGAAUGGAGAUAAAAGAUAACAAAGCUUUACUUGCAAGGAGGACUAAACUAUUCCAGCAUGCUACAUAUGCAAUUGAUAAGGUUAUGGUGAGUGAUGAGGCUACCCAGCUCUUUAUGGAAGCAUUGGAUGCUUUUUUGGAGAAUAUUAAACCAUUAAUUAGUAAUGAAAGUGGACAAAGUGCAGUAGGUUUGGAGACCGAGACCCAGACUGCUACUAUUCAGCAUGUUUUUAAUGAACUAGAUCAAGUGAGAGCAAAAGGGUGUGGGAGAAGGUUGAAGAAAGGAAAAGAGAAUAGGAAACUUAAGGUAAAGGCCAAUCAAGGUAGGCAAUGCCAUGGAUGUGGACUAUUUGGUCAAUCACAUGACAAAAGAAAUUGUCCAACACUUCAUGGAAGACCUGAUAUUGAUGAAGAUGGGGAUUCAAUUUCCACUAGUAUGGAUGAGGAUAGUUGUUCAUCAUCUCAUUUGGCAGAAUAA
Messenger RNA from Rosa chinensis, 1122 nucleotides. RefSeq names its product protein FAR1-RELATED SEQUENCE 12-like. The record is from RefSeq and is a predicted model, not a curated record. The coding region runs from base 1 to 1122 and encodes 373 amino acids. NCBI's taxonomy places the organism in Eukaryota, Viridiplantae, Streptophyta, Magnoliopsida, Rosales, Rosaceae. Gene Ontology annotation, molecular function: zinc ion binding. The transcript has 3 exons.